Messenger RNA from Tyto alba (common barn owl), 1963 nucleotides. RefSeq names its product coiled-coil domain containing 90B (gene CCDC90B). Lineage: Eukaryota; Metazoa; Chordata; Aves; Strigiformes; Tytonidae. The record is from RefSeq and is a predicted model, not a curated record. The transcript has 9 exons. Gene Ontology annotation, cellular component: mitochondrion. The coding region runs from base 35 to 790 and encodes 251 amino acids.
CGGUAGCUGCCGGAAGCGGCCGGCUCGCGGAGUGAUGAGGUGCGCUUGGGCCAGCGGCCGCAGGUGGGGCUUGUUCCCGCUCCUGCCUCCGGCCCCGCUCCCGCUGCUCCCCCGGCCUCGGAGGGGUUUUGCUGCCACAUUCAUUAGGAAGUCAUAUGAUGUCAGAAGAGUUGAAAUCACUCCCCUGGAGCAGAGGAAGGUAACUUUUGAUACCCAUGCUUUAGUGCAGGAUCUGGAAGCCCAUGGCUUUGGGAAGGAACAAGCAGAGACCAUCGUAUCAGCAUUAAUAACCCUGUCGAAUGUCAGCUUAGACACAGUCUAUAAGGAUAUGGUUACACAGGCUCAGCAGGAAAUAACUUUACAGCAGAUAAUGGCACAUUUGGACUCCAUUCGAAAAGACAUGGUCAUCCUGGAGAAAAGUGAAUUUGCAAACUUGAGAGCAGAAAAUGAGAAAAUGAAAAUUGAAUUAGAUCAAGUUAAACAGCAGCUAAUGAAUGAAACGGGUAAAAUCCGAGCUGACAGCAAGCUAGACAUAAACCUGGAAAGGAGCAGAGUGACAGAUAUGUUUACAGAUCAGGAGAGGAAACUGAUGGAAGCAACUACAGAGUUUCAUAAAAAAGAUACAAGUACCAACAGUGUUAUCUCAGAAAUCAGUAAUAAAAUUGACACUGAAAUAGCUUCCUUAAAAACACUCAUGGAAUCAAAUAAACUCGAUACAAUACGUUAUUUGGCAGCCUCAGUGUUCACUUGCUUAGCAAUAGCGCUGGGAUUUUACAGGUUCUGGAAAUAGAUCCAAAUGGAAUGACUGCAUCAAAUACAGGAUGAGAAAAGGCCACCCAGGCAACAUCAGUUCGAUGAUCAUGUUUGCACUGUAGAUAACCUUGGUACCUUUUUGGUUUUGAUAUUCUUACUGUGCACUAGAAGUGUUUUCUGAUAUGUAACACUAAAGAUCAAAAUAACUGGGCGGGUGGAUUAGGCAAAUAACAAUAUUUCAUUGUCCCCUAUUGAAGACUAUUUAUUUCAAAGGGCUUCUUACACUAAAUCAGAAACUGUUUCCUAAUGUGUUUCAGAAUUAAUUUUGUUUCCUGUUUGGAACAUUCUCACACUCAGCUCCUCCUGAACUGGAAAUAUUAAACAUUUAACAGGCCCUUGAAAUGGGAAUGCUAUUCCCAAGUUAGUGUUCCCAAUGUGAGAAUACUAAUGCCAAAUUCCAACAGAUCUACUCUGAUCCAAGUAAAUUAAUCUUAAAUAUAGGAUCUGUACUUUUGCAUUCAGUCUGUUCCCCUCUUUUCUGACUGAUUGAAGCCUGCCCCUUUGCGUUUUUUUUAUUUAUAUAUAAGCACACACUCAUAGGCCUUUAUUAAAGAAUCCUUGGUUUUCCUGAAAACUGGUUUACAUAAAUUUGAAAAUCUCAUGUAGAACUAAAAUGUCUCCAUAGGUUAUUUUUUCUUUUCUUUUUUAAGUAUCUUUUGCAAUUUUUGUAACCCCAGAGGUCAAGAGAAUGGGAGAACAUCUCUGUCUUCCCAAGGAGAAAUGCCUCCUCUCUCAGGAACUGUGUGCAGCCCUGGGGCAGAUAAGUGCUCCUAACUCCUCCCUUCAAGUAGGGCAGGGUAUUUCCAGUAAACCCUUAUUUUCUGGGCAUAGGAUCUGGCUUGUAACAUGGAAAUACUCAGCAUGGCAGUGGUGCCAGGGUGGUGGUGGUCAUCCUCCUCCCAUCUCCACACUCCCCUAGACUGUUCUGUAACCCUGUGGGACACGCUGACACUCCUCACUUCUACCUUCUGCAAGGACUUUGCAACUCCUCUUGCAGAGAUGGGACAUACCAACUGGCCGCCUUCCAAAACUGAAGCAGCUACACCUUAUUGAGUACAAAUACUUGGUUUGAUUCUUUUAAUAAAAUAUUUUUUUAAAAAAAUCUUGUUGGAUUAAACUUUUAAGUGGGCCCUUUGUGGGCUGAAGAGUA